CCAGCUUGUUCCACCUCGUCUCAUCUCCUCUCUCUCAGGCGUAUUUCUCAUGGCGCCUUCUCAGCUCGACGCUACAUCUCCUAUCCGGGUAGGAAUUCUCGGAGCAGGCGAAGUGUCACAGGUCGUCCAUCUACCGACGCUCGCGUACCUUUCGCAGUCAUACAAAGUGACGGCCAUAUGCGACGUCUCAAGAGAAGCCGUCGCCCAUGCUCAGGCAAAGUUUCACAUUGCCUUUGGUUGCCAUGAUAGCGCAGAACUAUGCGCCCGAGAAGAUGUGGACCUUGUCGUUGUGGCCAGCGCAGACGAAUUCCAUGCGAUCCAUGCUGUCCAAGCGGCCGACAAGGGCAAGCAUGUGCUCAUCGAGAAGCCCAUGACGCUGACCCGCGAGGACGCCAGGCUUGUCGAGGAGGCCCGCAAGAGGAACGGUGUCCACAUUUCAGUCGGCUACAUGCGCAGGUACACGAGUGUCUGGGCUCGCUUCCUUGACCUCGUCGCCGACUCGGGGCCGAUCCAGUACGCCGUCGUCAGGGAUCUGGGAGGCCCAAAUAGCACAUUUGUCUCGCAAUCAGGCACCGACCCCAAGUACUUCACCGACAUUGCUCCACAAGACGUCGAGGCCAAGCGCAGCGAGACGCAAAGAAUAGCCAGAACUGCCCCAGGGAAGACGAGGAGCAAAGACGCACGUCUCCACAAAAUCUUCCGGCUCCUGGGCUCAUUGGGCAGCCACGAUCUGAGCUGCAUGCGCCACGUCUUUGGCGGGCUUCCCAAAGAGUGCCGUGCGGCCUUCGCUUCGCAGUCAGGUGACUUCAUCGCUGCUCAAUUCGUCUAUGGGCAGGAGGGAGAGGAUGACUUUGCUGUCAAUUACGAGACGGGGAUCCACGCUAUUGGGCUCUUUGAUGCCUUCAUCGAGGUCUUCUGCCGCGAUCGCAUCGUCAAGAUCAAGUAUGACACGCCCUACGUGAAGGGGCUUCCUAUCACCAUUACCGUCCGUGAGAACUCGGGCGUAGAUGGGAGAGGCUUUGAUGAAAAAGUCAUCAGGCCCACCUUCGUCGAUGCAUACACGGCCGAAUUUCUUCGCCUGGAAAAGGCGCUGCGCGCGGGAGCAAAAGUCACAGAAGAGCACCCAAGCGAUGCUGUUAAGGAUCUGGACGUCUUCGACAUGAUCCUCGACAAGCUGUGA
This is a messenger RNA of Acaromyces ingoldii, 1180 nucleotides long. RefSeq names its product NAD-P-binding protein. The coding region runs from base 50 to 1180 and encodes 376 amino acids. Gene Ontology annotation, molecular function: nucleotide binding. NCBI's taxonomy places the organism in Eukaryota, Fungi, Basidiomycota, Exobasidiomycetes, Exobasidiales, Cryptobasidiaceae. The transcript is spliced from 6 exons. The record is from RefSeq and is a predicted model, not a curated record.